AUGGCGGACGCGGUGCUGGGGCUGUGGGCGCUGCUGGACGAGAUGGCGGAGAACGAGCCGCAGAAAUACCGCCGGCUGCUGCGGGAGCGGCGCGCCGAGGCGGAGCGGUUCUGCUCCCGUCCCGAGCCCUGGUUGUGCGUGCGGACUCUGCCCGCCGCGGGGGAGCGGCGCCGGGGGCUUCGCGCCGCCUGCGGGCCGCUCUUCGUCAACGUCUGCGGCUGGAGGCGGGUGCCGGCCCCUGCCGAGCCCCGGGCCCGCAUCCCCGUCAUCGCGGGGCCGUUGGAGGAGGCGGCGGACGGGGAAGCCUCUUACAGCAUUAUAGAUAUUGCAUAUAACCCAGAUGUUCUGCAGAGGAGAGAAGCAAUGGAACAUUUGAUUCAUUUAACGCUGAAAUUCGUAGAGGAGCGAUGCAACCUUAUUCUUUCACAUUCGUACAAAAUUGAAUCUUUCAAGCUGAAAGGAAGCCCAGAAAGGAUGUGGCAACAACUGAAAGGCAGGCAGCUGCCACCACCCCACCUUGGUCAGAACACAGAGAAGGAACUGAUGCUCCAUCAGCUGCUGCACAGCAUAGAAGCUGAGGACUGCAGCGACACUCCUGUCCUGCUGAAGGAAGAAAGUGUACCGCAGUCUAAAGUGCAGCUGAUAGAGGAAAUCAGCAGUACAGAAGUGCCAGAGGAGCUCAGCACCCCUGCCUAUGAAAUGACCACUGUGAGGGAUGCAAAUAACAAGCCAGUAAGAAUUACACUGAAAGUUGAGUUGCCUGAGGUUAGCUCUGUUUCUGAGUGUGAUCUAAGAAUUUCCAAGGAUGACGUGAUCAUCGAUGUCCCUGAAAAAUACAAAUUACAAGUAGAUCUGCCAGAAUUGGUGGAUGAAGAAACGACGACAGCUGUGUUUAAUAAAGGAAAAGGGGUGUUGUUCAUCACAGCACCUGUUGCCAAGCCUGGGCAAUAAGGGAUGCAUUCUUUAGUUUGUGUUCUCAGAUGACAGAACUAAACAAAAGCCCGGAAUGAGAAUCCUGACUCCUGAUUGGUAGCGAGUUAAUGGACUUUCUCAUCUUCUGAGGUGAAUAUCUCAAAGGUAUAUGUAGAAAAGGAAGUCAGGAGGAAUAGUGGCCCACUGAGCUUUGGAAAACAUAAGUAAAGACUGUAAAUACUCAAGAAAUAAUUGAAUACAUUAAUAGUUGUAUGUAAAUGCACACAUACACUUAUUACAUCAUUAGUACACAGCAGUAGCAGGCGUUUUGUUGUUGUUGUUCAAUAGGUUAUUUUGCUUACUGGAUUAAUGUGGUUAGUGCAGCUCUGGUGUGUACUGCAUGCUGCAGCAGCCAGCAGAGGCAUCACACACAGUUCUACACGUCCUGCUUACAGCCAACCCCUGCUGACCUUCCCUGCAGCACUUUGUGGUUAUGUCACUGACUGUGCCGACCUCGCUUCUUAUCAGUUUAUAAAUCUGUGAAUGAGACCACGAAACGACAGGCUUUGUAUAUCCAAAGCAUGGUAAGAAUUGAAGUUCCAGGCAGGAAGCGGAAGCAACCAGUAACAAUUUUGGAGCAUUUCAGGCAGGAAAGCCACCUGCAUUCAUUUACAGAAUAAAAAAGCAAUGAAAGGUUACUAAGAACAAUUAGUAGUCGCUGCCAGGGGGAAAACAAAAGGGAGCUUAGCGCCUAUGGCAAAUGCACACACCAUCACAUUAUUGCAGUGAUGUAUUGUAGGGUACAUAGCAAAUCAAAACAGACAAAAGCUGCAUCUUUAAAAUGCAAACUCCUGAAAGACCACGAAGCCCCAGGUUCUCCUUUGUUUCUUAGAAGGCUGUACAGAAGGGAUUUGCAGCUAUUAGAGCCAGCAGGCAGCACCAGCACUGUAAGCACACACGAGGGAGAGACUUGCAGCCCAACAAAUCCUAUUCCAGACUCAUUUGGGGAGUGCAGCUGCAGGGCGUUGACCGCUCUUACUGCAGGUAGAAAACUAAAGCUUCCAUGAGCCAGAACUUGAGCUGCUGCUGAGCAGUGCAGCAGGGAAGCUGGGAAGGCUCAAGCUCGGUGCUGUGUGGUAUCCCGUGCUGAAUGAUCAUCUUGGGAUAUCUGUGAUUACAACUGAAGGUUAACAGGGCGAGUGUCGCUGUCAGAGGGAACGGCUGAGCAGCGCUGCCUGUGCCACAGCAGCACAAACAGCCACACGACUCCACAGAAAAGCACUGCGACGUGUUUUAGUAGUUCAAAACAUUUAAUGGAACACAGGUUCACUAGAGCAAGUCUGGAACCCAGAUAUUUUAGAUCAUUAAAAAAACAAACCCAAAAACAUAAUGCACUUUUUUGCUUAAGCCAGGCAUGAAAACCAGCUAUCACAGCAACCAGACAUUAAAUAGUUCCCACAAAAAUAUUUAAUUUCCACAGUAUUUUCUUUCAAUAUCUUUAGUGAGUUUUGUAGCAGAACUUUACAGGGGACACUCAAUGUGAGACACAGAGCGACAAAUCAGCUUCGUCUCUUUUUGGUUUGGUGCGGUUCAGCUUUUGGUUAACUUCCCCCCGUUCAAUUCUCCUGGUCGUGCUGAAGUUCCCCCACCAUCCUCCUUUUUGCACAAACGUUUCCAUGCAGAAAGUGGAAUUCAAGCACGUCCAGCAUUGCAGCCCUUUUGGGAUACAAUGACUGGGGUAACUGGACUCAAGUCCAACAAGCAAUUCCAACAUUUUACAUACAAUAUAUACAUGGACAGCAAUUCUGCAGUUUGCUGAGGCUGGGACAACACAGACAAUUCGGGGCAGAACUGCAGUACUGGUGACUAAUGCACUCCUAUGGUAGAAAAAGCCUGAAAAAGUUUCUGAAUGCUUGUAUCACACAU
Molecule: messenger RNA, 2838 nt
Organism: Tympanuchus pallidicinctus (lesser prairie-chicken)
Lineage: Eukaryota; Metazoa; Chordata; Aves; Galliformes; Phasianidae
Gene: PIH1D2
Product: PIH1 domain containing 2
Exons: 4
Coding region: 1-951 (316 amino acids)
Biological process (GO): rRNA processing; box C/D snoRNP assembly
Cellular component (GO): R2TP complex; cytoplasm; ribonucleoprotein complex
Source: RefSeq, a predicted model, not a curated record